This is a messenger RNA of Nelumbo nucifera (sacred lotus), 1766 nucleotides long. RefSeq names its product coenzyme F420 hydrogenase family / dehydrogenase, beta subunit family (gene HCAR). The record is from RefSeq and is a predicted model, not a curated record. Gene Ontology annotation, biological process: chlorophyll cycle. Lineage: Eukaryota; Viridiplantae; Streptophyta; Magnoliopsida; Proteales; Nelumbonaceae. Gene Ontology annotation, molecular function: 7-hydroxymethyl chlorophyll a reductase activity. Gene Ontology annotation, cellular component: chloroplast.
UAUUGCGGGGUGGGGUGGGAUCGCGGCCGGAGGACCAUGAGUGUAUUGCCAGUCGCCACUGGGUCCAAUUUUGUUGCAUGCGUGCCACGUUAGAGAAAUUAAGAUUCUGUUAAUCCACUUUCUUCUGCAUUUGAUUUGAGAUGGUGUUUGUGGUGUAAGCGCUCCCAAGUUUCCUCCAUGGCUUCUGCCCUUGCGAAGCUCUCUUCCUUGCCUUUCACCUUCUCCAUCGUGUCUGCGUCAUCGUCGUCAGCAUCAUCUUCAAAAGAUGUGAAUUCAAACUCGAACACAGUUAAGCUGAGGGAGGAUUGGAGGAAACGGUCCAGACCCAUUCCGCCUGGAGGCAUAUACCCUGCCAAAGAUCACUGCAGUCGAUGUGGUUUGUGCGACACCUAUUACAUUGCCCAUGUGAAGAACGCAUGUGCUUUCUUAGGAGAUGGAAUGUCUAGGAUUGAAAGCUUGGAACCUGUAGUCCAUGGCAGAGGGAGGAAAGUUGACUCUAUCGAUGAAACCUAUUUAGGAGUCCAUGAAGAGUUGUUAUAUGCUCGUAAGAUUACGCCUGUAGAAGGAGCACAAUGGACGGGAAUAGUUACAACCAUUGCUGUGGAAAUGCUGAAAACGAGUAUGGUGGAAGCUGUUAUAUGUGUGCAAAGUGAUCCAGGGGAUAGACUUGCUCCAAGGCCUAUUUUGGCCAGAACACCAGAUGAAGUCAUGGCAGCAAAAGGUGUAAAGCCGACAUUGUCUCCUAAUCUUAACACCCUUGCCCUAGUUGAGGCAGCCAAUGUAAAGCGUCUUCUUUUUUGUGGAGUUGGUUGCCAAGUGCAAGCAUUAAGAUCUAUAGAGAAAUACUUGAACUUGGAAAAGCUCUAUGUACUUGGCACUAAUUGUGUGGAUAAUGGAACGCGAGAAGGGUUAGAUAAGUUUCUAAAGGCUGCAAGCAAUGACCCAGAAACUGUUUUGCAUUAUGAGUUUAUGCAAGAUUACAAGGUUCACUUGAAGCAUUUGGAUGGCCAUAUUGAAGAGGUCCCUUAUUUUUGCCUACCAGCAAAUGAAUUAGUUGAUGUUAUUGCACCAUCUUGCUACAGCUGUUUUGACUAUACAAAUGCAUUGGCGGAUUUGGUUGUGGGAUACAUGGGAGUGCCCAAAUAUGGAGUAAGCAUGACAAAACAUCCACAAUAUGUUACUGUCAGAAAUGAACGUGGAAGAGAAAUGCUUAAUCUGGUAAAGAAUCUUUUGGAGAUUUCCCCAACAAUCAGCAGUGGUGAUAGGCGUCCAUUUGUAAUGGAAACCGUUAAAGCAGAUGAUAAUGCUAAAUUAGGAAAGGGUCCUUCACGACCUGCUCCCAGGUUUAUUGGCAAUUUGAUAGCAUUUAUCCUUAACUUGAUUGGUCCGAAAGGUCUGGAAUUCGCCCGUUAUUCAUUAGACUACCAUACAAUACGAAACUAUUUGUAUGUAAAUCGAGCUUGGGGAAAAGAAAGAGCUGAUAAACACAUGCCAUCAUAUGCAAAGAAAAUUGUAGAUAUGUACAAUCAGAAUGGAAAAAUUGAUAGAAUGCUAUCCCAAAAAUGAUCAUGAUACAGUGUAUAUGUAUGAGAUGACUAGACCUUCCUGUGUAUGAAUCAAUUUCCUGAAGUUCUAUUCUUUUCUGGAACCACAUAAGGGGAAACCAUUUCUGGACCCUCAAAAUGAUGGUUGUACAUUUUACUAUUUAGCCUCUUUUUACAAACAAUGGUGAAUUGAUGACCACCCAUGAAUGAGUUAUUAACACA